This is a messenger RNA of Protopolystoma xenopodis, 978 nucleotides long. The record is from the annotation of a GenBank genome assembly. Lineage: Eukaryota; Metazoa; Platyhelminthes; Monogenea; Polystomatidea; Polystomatidae.
CUUCUUCGUCAGCGAAAGUCGCCUUCAUCCAACUCCUGCUCACAACAGGGCGCCAUCGACUCCCAGUCGCAUCUCUUCCUCGCAUCCUGCUCCUGCUCAAGCCAUUCUCCGCCCUUCGUCACUGCUGAUGUCAUCACUAGCCCUCUGGAUGCUGCGGGUCGUCCACUUCCUCUCGGCCCUCGGCCCACCGCCUUUAUCCCAGCGACUUCGUCUCAAGCCGGCCCAGUCGCCCCAGCCACGCCCGAGCAGACUGCCAACCAAGACGGCGUCUCGCAGCCGAUGCUCGGGCUCAACUGGACCCUGAAUGACAGCUUCUCGGAGUCCGGUCUUCAGGAGACCUGGUCCCGCCUCCUCACGCAACACACGGUUGCCACGGACACCGGAUCACUAGCCGGCAAGCCAUCGGACUCUUGUGUAAGACGCCACCAUCGAAGAUUCAUCUUCUCUACCGCUGGCCGGGACUGGUUCAAAUCGUCAAGGCAACAUGUUGCCUCACACCACUUUGAGGUAGCAUUCUGGCUUUCGACUUUUCGAACCCGGUAUGGCGCCGUCACGCGGUCAAUUCGCGAGGUUCGUGCUCGAGCUUCGGACGCCACUUGGUCUGACUUUAUGCAACUUGGGCCGAGCACUUCAAUAAUCGCAAACAUGUCGGCAAAGAUAUCGCCGGCCCCUAAGGGAAUCCGCUCUUCAGCAUGCUCUUCAUUAGGUCUUGGAAGCAAACACAUAUUUUACUUGCCCUAUCCUGGCUACUCUGACGAGGCAUAUAAUUUCUUCUCGUUCAGCUCGUCCAUUAACCCCUCAUCUUGGUUCUCUCUUCACUCACACAUUAUUUUCUCACUUCCUCUUUCUUCCGCGCCCACAUCCUGCAAGUCGCCUCUCUGCACAUUGCUGAUUACUUUUGAGGGCGUAGCUUUGUCAAUGCGCAAAGCCAGACGGUUUGUCUUCAGCAUUUUGUUUCUCCCCCCCCCUCCUUGUUAG